This is a messenger RNA of Penicillium bovifimosum, 2364 nucleotides long. RefSeq names its product putative Patatin family phospholipase. Gene Ontology annotation, biological process: lipid metabolic process. The coding region runs from base 1 to 2364 and encodes 787 amino acids. The transcript is spliced from 3 exons. The record is from RefSeq and is a predicted model, not a curated record. Lineage: Eukaryota; Fungi; Ascomycota; Eurotiomycetes; Eurotiales; Aspergillaceae. Gene Ontology annotation, molecular function: triacylglycerol lipase activity.
AUGCACAGGCCUGCCAUGUCGGUGUUGGGCGACCCUACAAUAGUCCAGUGUCAUCAUGGGCGCAAACCCCCAGAUCACGCUAUAUCGCAACCCUCACCUCCGCGCUCACUCCGAAGAGCGAUUUCCAUCCCAGCUGUCUCGUCGCUCGUGAAAGACUCGUGGAAUUGGGCCGGUGAUACGCUGCACACCUACCGCGACGGCCUUUCCAAGGAACAACGGAAACAAAGGGCCGAGAUCGACGAUCGGAAAGAAGUGCUAUAUUUGCGCAUAAAGAAUGCCGUGUCGUACGAGGAAUGGCGAGAUUGUGCCAGUGAACUGGACGAAUUAGAAGGCAAUAACGCCUGGAAGCAGACAUUUGAAUGCUCGGAAUAUGAUCCACACUUGGUACAUGGUCGCUUGCGACAGCUGGAAGAGGCUCGCAUCAGUUGUGAUGUGAGUCGCAUGCUGUUCUUGGUGCGCACGGCGCUAAGCCGUGACCUGGCGCGCAUGAGCGAUGCUUCGCUCUAUCGUCAUUCAUACAUCGGCACCAAAGACUUGAUCGAUCGAUAUAUCACCACGGCUGUGGAGACCAUCACCACGCUAGUGGAUCUGUCGGUACAUGACCGUUGCGAUGGACUAGAGCUGAAGUAUAUUUUGGACCAGCUGCUGGCAGCUCGACAGGCCUUUGGCCGCAGCGCGCUUCUCUUCUCUGGGGGAGCCACCUUUGGGAUGACCCAUAUCGGGGUUCUCAAGGCUCUUUAUGAAGCGAACAUGAUCCCUCGGAUCAUCUCAGGAGCCUCUGCUGGUAGUAUUGUUUGCGCAGUCUUUUGCACACGAACAGAUGAAGAGCUGCCUGGCCUUUUGGACACAUAUGUACACGGUGACUUCUCUGUCUUCAAUAAGAAGGGACAGGAGGAAAACAUAUGGCAAAAGAUGACUCGGUUCCUGAAGUUUGGAUCAUUCCUUGACAUCUCCCAUUUGGCGAACACGAUCAGGGACUGGUUGGGCGAUAUGACUUUCCAAGAGGCAUAUAACCGCACUCGUAGAAUCCUGAACAUCUGUGUGUCGAGUGCAGGAAUGUAUGAGCUUCCGCGGUUGUUGAAUUACAUCUCCGCACCGAAUGUCCUCAUCUGGUCUGCAGUGGCGGUAUCAUGUUCCGUUCCAUUCGUUUUCAGGCCGUACACAUUGAUGGCGAAGGAUCCACUAACAGGGGAACCAGUCCCAUGGAAUGAUCUCCACAAACAGUAUAUCGAUGGUUCUGUUGAUGGCGAUCUACCCAUGACACGUUUGUCAGAGAUGUUCAACGUCAAUCAUUUUAUUGUCUCCCAGGUGAACCCUCAUGUGGUCCCAUUCCUUCCGAAAGAAGUAGGACCACAGGAGGGCAUGGACGAACGUUCAUCCUUCUUUCCUCGAUGGAUGAACACAGUGACACACCUCGCGAAAGACGAGGUGCUGCAUAGGAUGAACGUGCUCUCCGAGCUUGGAGUCUUCCCCACUUCAAUGAUCAAAUUUUCUUCUAUCGUGAACCAGAAGUAUCACGGAGAUAUCAACAUAUACCCGGAGCUUAUUUCUUCCAACUUCCCGCGACUCCUGGAGAACCCAACAAAGGAGUUCAUGAUCUCAGCAUGCUUGAGCGGCGAGCGGGCGACAUGGCCGAGACUAAGCCGAAUCCGAAACCACUGUGCUAUUGAGUUGGCACUCGAUAGUGCCAUUCAGAAGAUGCGAGCCCGGGUGGCCUUCAGCCCGAGCCAGGUCGAUUUACGCAUGCCAAGUUUCAGCCGUCACUCACUCGACUCCGCAGAAAGCAGCGGCAAGGGACGUUAUCGCGAUAGGCGCAGAGGAUCCCACAGCCCCGAGUUAGAAAAGCGACACUCUGGCGGGCACCGGCAGCAACCAACCCAGGAACUGCGAAAGGCACGAAGCACCGUCUCUCUAGAACACCCGCCUCUUUCGCAAUUAAGCGAGUCAAUCCUUGUAUCAACCCAACCAAGGAAACACCGCCGCACAGCCUCAGUUUCAUUCGCGAAUGGCGCGAUAUUCGGAAUUGGAUCAAGCAGCGACGACGAAUUGGAACGGUCAUACACCCUUCGUCCUAAACUCGCAGGUCACCGAACUCACUCAGAAUCGCUCUCAUUCGGCGGACCACCUGCAAGUCCCGGACUCCGCAGCCCGGUCAGCUCCCGUCGAUCCUCAUUUUCUUCUGGAGCUUGCAACACAUCCCCCACUUCGGCACGUCGUAACUCCCUCAAGCAGCCUCGUGCACCUUCGGCUCACGAUCUCUCCAUGUCCGUACCACCUCCAUCCCACCAUCUUCUCAGCAUGACUCCAACGCCGACGGUCCAUCCGAGCUCGCCUGAGGUCCUGACACGGAAGCAGCAGCACUAA